UAGAGAGUAAGGCGCAUGUGCGGAGUAAGCUUUUCGUUCCCUCCAGCAACUGUUUCCCGUCCAGAUGUUCCCCACGGACUUAGCCGGACCGCUAAGAAAGGAGGACGCUUCCUAUCCGCCGAGAGCUGCUUGAAAUGGCGUGGUGAGCUCUCGAGGAGUCCUUCUGGAAACAAGGAGACAUCUGCCCACGCAUCCAGUUUGUGCUUGGCAAUGUCAUCCCCUCUUUCCACCUAUGCCUUACGGAUGGCCCGUCUAAGUGCACGGAUUUUUGGAGAAGUCGCUCGUCCUACGGACUCAUCCUCCAUGAAAGUUGUGACGCUUCUAAGUGAGAUACCCAGGGCAAAGCAGAAGGAAGUUUAUGACUGGUAUCCUCCUCACAAUGCCUACCACGGCCUCAUGCGGAAGCUUCGUUUCUAUGGCCUUUACAGAGAUGAACAUGAAGAUUUCAAAGAUGAGAUGAAGCGACUGAGAAAGCUCCGUGGGAAAGUACCCCCCAAGAAAGGAGAAGGAAAGAGAGCUUCGAAGAACAAAUAGAGUCAUCAUGAAAACAGUGUAUUUAAUAAAACAUCUUGGAACAAA
This is a messenger RNA of Varanus komodoensis (Komodo dragon), 579 nucleotides long. It is a transcript of the gene MRPS33, whose product is annotated as mitochondrial ribosomal protein S33. The record is from RefSeq and is a predicted model, not a curated record. Bases 16 to 534 code for a protein of 172 amino acids. The transcript is spliced from 3 exons. Gene Ontology annotation, cellular component: mitochondrion. Lineage: Eukaryota; Metazoa; Chordata; Lepidosauria; Squamata; Varanidae.